Stylonychia lemnae is the source of this 2124-nucleotide messenger RNA. The record is from the annotation of a GenBank genome assembly. NCBI's taxonomy places the organism in Eukaryota, Ciliophora, Spirotrichea, Sporadotrichida, Oxytrichidae.
AUGGCUGCACCCAACAUGACGAUUGCGUAACUUAAGAAGAAAAUUGAGAAUGAAAUGGCUUCUGUCUAUCCACAGGAUGAUCCUUAUCAUGUGGGAACUAUAAAAGAUUCAACAAACUAUAAUAUAACUAAUGGAACUCUUGUAGGAGAGGUUUUCAAGCAUGGUGAUACGAUUGAUGUCUAUCCAGAUAUUUAUGAAGUAGAAUUGAAUGCAUAAUUUUCCUCAAAUAAGCACUCCUCUUCGAAUGAUCUGGUAGGCACAUUAAAGAAUGUCCACUAUUCUGUGGUCUCAAAGCUAACUGAUACUUAUAUUAGGGAAUAUGAUGACAAACUAGAUUUACUUUAGUCAGUAAUAUCUAUGGGUCUUACUAAUGAGCUACAUCUUGUGUAAAAUUUAUGCGUAGUUCUCAACAAAAUUUUCAAUGCAGAUUUGAUCAGAAUAUUAGAUGAACAUCCAAAGGUUAAUAACUUGCUAGAAUUAGUUAUUCUUGUAAUGUAACAUUGGGUAAAAGAAAUGAUCGAUAAGGAUAACUUUGUACUUAAUAAUACUCUCGUCAUUAUAGAAAUGCUUUGCAAAUCAUAUGGAUUCUGUAGUAGAUUCAAGAACAGAGAUUGCAUGGAAAAAUUGCUUACAAUAAGCAAAUAACCCUACAUUAACAGUAGCACAAAGCAGCAAAUAUUUAGAAUUGUUCAUGCGUUAAAUAGUAGCACAUCAUUGCAUGCACUUAACCAUUAUGAACUGAGUAGAUUCGACAAUAUGAGAGGUUCAGUAGCAGAUCCUUUGGAGAGAAGAAUAGCUUCAUCGUUAUUGAAGGGGGAAUAUAAAGAUUCACUUAUGCAUAAGAGUUCAUCUUCUACUGGACUAUAUUCAUCAAAGUCGUUGGCUAACAUGCAUAUGCAUGAUUAUGAUUAAAGAACUAAAAAUUUCUUUACUCCUGUUGUGAAAAAGGAGCUUGUAUUUUCAGAUGAAGAGAGAAUUCUACAGAAAACUUUAUUCCCAGAAAAAACAUAGAUGAUAUAUUCUUCAAUCCUAUCAGGAGGACAGUCAAUUUCUCAAAGUAAAUAAUAUUCAUUAAUUUAUAUUAGACCUCCAAGUCCUAAAGGAGCUUUAUCUAAAUUUCUAAGAUCAACUGUUGAAGAUGUAAUUCAAAGAUAAAAAGAAGAAUAAAUAAAAGAUCAUUAUAAUAUACAUCCUUACAAAGUUACUUAUUUGAAGGAUGCAUAUAAAGUAUUAGAUAAGUAUCCACCAAUAAAGCUACCAUAUUCCACAAAUCUUCUUAAUGAUUACUGCUAAAUGCUACAUCCUGAGAUUAACAAUAGAGACGUUAUUAUUUUUGCAAUGCAUUAAAUUGAUAGAAUCAUAGAGCAUUGUGUUUAAGAUAUUAUGACUUCAACAGAGAGAUUCCUUGCUGUAUUAAAGCUUUUUGAGUUUUAUAACUUUCCAGAGAAUGCUCGAGACUCUCAAAUAAAGAUAUUAGACUAUACCAUUAAGUACUUGACUGAGGAGAGAGCUGUUGAUGCUUUUAGAAAUGAGACAAUCAUGAGAAUAGUUAAGUGCUAUAAAGUACAUCAUCCAUCUCUAAGGAAUAUUUUGCAGAGAUUUGUCGAGAGAGUUAUAGAUUUGGCUUUUGUAGUUAUAGAUCUCCCAAAGCUGAUAAAUUUAGCUAUUUGCGAUAUUACCUCGUUUUAAGAAGUAGCAAUGAAAGCAAUAAUGGUUAAAAGCGAUAUUUUCAAUUAAUAAGGUUCAUAGUCAGCCAAAGAGACUAUGGAUAUUGAAAUGCAUAUUCAUAUUCCAUUCCUAGUUGACUGUGCUAAGUCUUUUAGACAUUCUGUACAAUUUAAAAACUAUUCACUGUAAACUAUUGCUAAUUGCGCUUAGAGAGAAUAUCUCAAAGGUCAUAUACUUCAUCAUGGAGGUGUUGAAGCUUUUAUUGAUGGACUUAAGGAUUUACACAAUGUAAUGGGUAAUAGGAUAUGUGCUAAAGCAUUAGUAGCAAUGACUGAAAACGAUAGUAGCUUAAAAGGAAGAGUAGUUUCUGCGAUAACUCCAGAGUAUAAAAUGGCUGCUCUUAAUGAGCAUGACUCAGUUGUUAACUCAUAUCUUAGAUUAUUAUUAAACCAAUGA